CAAAUUAAUUAGAAGAAGUAGCGCAAAUUUAUCUACGGCCGCCCAUCUCUCCGACCGCUCUGUGCACUUUCUUCCCUUCUCUCUGUCUACCGUCGCCGACGACGCCGCCCCGCGGCCUUCUCAUCUCUCUUUCUCCACCUCGAUCUGCUGCCUUCCGAGGAGCGAAUUAUUGUUCUUUGCAUCUUCGAUCUCUCCGCCUCGACGUCGUGGGUCGUCGCUCCGACGCGUCGGUCGCCUUGGUAGCCCUAUUGGUUGAUCCCCUUCAGGGCGGAGGUCUUGGAGAUUUCAGACCAAGGGAUUAAAUGCGGGAUUCGUUUUAUUGUCGGAAGAUUCCGACCUGUCGAUCGAUCAGGCAUUACUUGGGAAAUUAGGGUUUUGUGUGUUUCUUGAAGAUGCCGAGGUGUUCGCAGCAACGGACGCGUAAGCAAUCGAGUGACCGGUCGGACUCCGAGGAGGGGGAGAGCCUCCGGGAGAGGAUAACCAGAGAGGAGGAGGCCGUGGGGAGUUUGGCGCCUAGGGUGUCUUGGGAUUCAGAGCCGGAGAAACGGAGAUCCGUGCACGAGCAUUCGGGGAAAGAGAUUCUGUACAGUAGCAAUGGAGACGCCUUGAGUGAGAAGAAGCGUAAAGCCAGAGAGGACAAACAGGUGGUUGUUGCUGAUCGGUGGAACGAUGGCCAGGAGAAUGAUGAGAAGUGGUCAAAAGACGAUGACGACGACGAUGAUGAAUAUGAGGAACUUGGUGAGCGAAACCAACUCCUAGGAUUUAUGUUUGGAAAUGUUGAUAACCUUGGUGAUCUAGAUGCUGACUAUCUAGAUGAGGAUGCAAAGGAACAUCUUUCUGCAUUGGCUGACAAGCUUGGCUCAUCUCUUACUGACAUUGAUUUGAUUAAAUCAUCACCAGCACCAUCUGUUUCUUCUGAACAAGAUUAUGAUGAAAAGGCUGAAGAUGCUAUUGAUUAUGAAGAUAUUGAUGAACAAUAUGAUGGGCCAGAGGUUGAAGCCACAACAGAAGAAGAUCUCUUGCUUCCAAGGAAAGAAUACCUCUCUUCGAGUUCAUUAUUGGUCUCUUUGGAUCAAAAGAACUCUAUAUUUGAUGAGGAAAAUUAUGAUGAGGAUGAAGAAAUAGUAAAAGAUAACGCGUUAGUUGAUGAUAAUAUUGAAAAUGGAAUAUCCACUUCAUCAGCGAUUCCUCCUGACAACAACUUGGCUUCUGCCAUGUCUUCAGAGGAAGAUGCUGAUACUUUUGAAUUGGAUGAUCUAGAGGAACAACCUGCAAGUGAACAAGAAAAGAUAGGGUCUCGUGCUGAUACAUCCCUUCCAGUGCUAUGUGUUGAGGAUGGUAUGGUGAUCUUGAGGUUCUCUGAAAUGUUUGGUAUACAUGAAGCUGUAAGAAGACCGGAAAGAAAAAGUCAUCAGAAGCGCCCGAUAGAGCGUGUAAGAAUGUUGGAUGUUUCUGAUUUUGUUGAAGAAGAUGAGGAAGUCUUUUUGAGAAGCUGUUCUAAAGAUUUAAUUAUUGCCAAGAAUACUCAUUCUACUCUUGUUGCCUUUGAUGAUCUUGUGGAAGAAGUGUCUGACAUAGCUCAUGAGAAACUUGAUGACACAUAUCUUUGUGCUCAGCCAAUGAAGGAUAUUACAACGAAUAUGUUGGUUGGGCGAACUCCAGUACUUACGGAUCUUUAUCCUUUUGAUCAACAUGACUGGGAAAAUAACAUUAUUUGGGGAAAUUCUCCUGAAGCUAGCCAUGACUGUUCAGAUAACUGUAUCGCAGCUGAAGCUGAAGUUGAGACAAACUAUGUCACAGCUGAAUCAGAAGGAUUUUGGCAGAGAAAUGCUGAAGCUGCUGAUAAGGAUCCUGAUUUGCUGAAGGAUCCUCUUUUAGUAGAAUCAUUUGGUUCCAGAAGUUUUUCAAUCCCAAGAUUUAAUAAAGCUUGUGAUGUGACAUGUCUGCCACAAUCAAACGGUUCAGAAUUGAAUUCUAAAAGGGUUCUCUUGAGUUCUACAGAAUCUGUGACUGAUAAAAGGUCUGAGGCUGUUAGCAAAGAUGGUGUUUUGGGACGGCUGAACAAACUCUCUUCACUCAAUAAAGAAUUCCUAGAGAGUUCUUGGUUAGACCAUAUCAUCUGGGAUUCUGAUGAAAAUAUUCCGAAGCCCAAGCUUAUCCUUGAUCUUCAGGAUGAUCAAAUGCUUUUUGAGAUUUUGGAUUACACUGUAAGCGAUCAGUUGUCUCAUGCAGGUGCCAUGAUCAUCAGCCGUCCGCAGUCUUCCAUGGAAGACUCUCUCGAUCUUCAUAUUCAAGCAAUUACUACUGCUGGUCGAUUUAACAUCUCUAAUGACAAAUACUACUCAAAUCGAAAAACAUCUCAGCAAACAAAAUCACAUGCUAAAAAGCGUUCUGUAACAUAUAUGAAAGUCAUGCAUUCUUUGCCUGCAUUGAAGUUGCAAACCAUGAAGCCCAAGUUGAGCAAUAAGGAUAUCGCAAAUUUUCAUAGGCCUAAAGCCUUAUGGUAUCCACAUUACAACGAAGCUGCUGCUAAAGCACAAGGAGUACCUUGUUCUCAGGGGCCAAUGAAGGUGGUUUUGAUGAGCCUUGGAGGGAAAGCUAUCAAACUUAAUGUAAAUGCAGAGGAAAUGCUGCUAUCUGUCAAAUUGCGAGCAUCAAAGAAAUUUGAUAUCAAACCAACUGAAAAAUUUAAGAUACUUUAUUCUGGAAGAGAGCUAGAAGAUGAUAUGACUCUCGCUGCCCAAGGUAUAUGUCCGAAUUCUAUGCUUCAUCUUGUGUGCACUAGGAUACACUUGUGGUCAAAGGCGCAAAAGAUGCCUGGAGAGAAUAGACCUCUGAGGCCUCCUGGGGCAUUCAAGAAAAAAUCCGAGCUUUCUGUAAAGGAUGGGCAUAUCUUUCUUUUGGAAUACUGUGAAGAAAGACCGUUGCUUUUGGGCAAUGUUGGGAUGGGUGCUAGGUUCUGCACAUAUUAUCAGAAAACAUCACCUGGUGAUCAAACUGCCUCAUCAUUGCGAAAUGGUAACAAUGGCCUGGGAACUCUCCUCCCUCUUGAUCCUGCUGACAAAUCUCCCUUUCUUGGCGAUAUCGGUCAGGGAUGCAGUCAGUCAUGCCUUGAAACAAAUAUGUACCGUGCACCUAUAUUUCCUCAUAAAUUAUCAUCAACAGACUUUCUUUUGGUUCGCUCGGCAAAGGGAAUGCUUUCUCUUAGGCGGAUAGACAAAUUAUAUGUAGUUGGACAGCAAGAACCUCAUAUGGAAGUGAUGUCUCCAGGAACAAAAAAUGUUCAGACAUAUCUUGUUAAUAGAAUGAUAGUACACAUAUACAGGGAAUUUCAUGCAAAAGAGAGGCCUGGCAUCCUCCCAUAUAUUCGAGCUGAUGAAUUGUCAGGUCAGUUCCCAGGCCUUACAGAUGCGUUUCUGCGAAAAAGGUUGAAACAUUGUGCUGAUUUAAAGAAAGGAUCUAAUGGGGAGUUGCUUUGGGUGAAGAAGGGUGAUUUUCGCAUUCCAUCAGAGGAAGAGCUGAGGAGGAUGGUGUCACCUGAGAAUGUUUGCUCAUAUGAAAGUAUGCAAGCUGGUCUUUAUCGCCUUAAACAAUUGGGUAUUAGUAGGCUCACUCACCCUGUUGGCCUUUCUUCUGCAAUGAAUCAACUUCCUGAUGAAGCUAUUGCUCUAGCUGCUGCAUCACACAUUGAGAGGGAAUUGCAGAUAACCUCAUGGAAUCUUACAAGCAACUUUGUUGCAUGCACAAAUCAGGACCGAGAAAAUAUCGAGCGGUUGGAAAUUACUGGUGUUGGGGAUCCUUCUGGCCGGGGGCUUGGAUUUAGCUAUGUGCGUGUGACACCAAAGGCUCCUAUUUCUUCUGCAAUCUCUAAGAAAAAGGCUGCUGCUGCUCGAGGGAGUUCAACAGUGACCGGGACUGAUGCUGAUCUUCGGAGACUGAGCAUGGAUGCAGCACGUGAGAUCCUCUUAAAAUUCAAUGUUCUUGAAGAGCAAAUUGAUAAGCUAACUAGGUGGCAUCGAAUUGCUUUAGUACGGAAACUAUCUAGUGAGCAAGCUGCUGCAGGAGUCAAAGUAGAUGCUACAACACUGAAUAAAUUUGCUCGUGGGCAGAGAAUGUCUUUUCUUCAGCUACAGCAGCAAACUAGAGAAAAAUGUCAGGAAAUUUGGGACCGACAAGUUCAAAGCCUAUCUGCUGCUGAUGGUGAUGAAAAUGACAGUGAUUCUGAAGCAAAUAGUGAUCUAGAUUCAUUUGCUGGGGACCUUGAGAAUUUGCUGGAUGCUGAGGAAUGUGAGGAAGAGGAUGAUGGUAAUACCGACAUGAGAGAAAAAGCAGAUGGGGUUAAGGGUCUCAAAAUGCGAAAGUGUCAACCUCAAAGUCAAACAGAAGAAGAAAUUGAAGAUGACAAAGCUGAAGCAGCUAUGAUACACAGACUGCUUGAAGAUGAUGGAGAUGAAAUAAAAAGAAAAAAAAAGAAAUCUAUUGGAAUGGAUGGUGGUUCAGAUUUAGUUCUGGAGCAUGCUGAUUCCAAGAAAACAAGCACUGCUGACAGCUUGUUUAUUUCCAAAGACACGUUAAAAGAAUCUAAAGAGGUUGAGAAACUUCACAGUAAAAAAAAGAUUUUUGCCAAGUUAAAACCCAAAAAGGGUAAUGAGGUUAGCGAGGAUGUAUCAACGGGACUAGUAAAAAGAAAAGGUCCUGCAGCAAAAGAUGGGAUGAAGGUUGUCAAGGAAAAAAAACCAAGUGAUAAACCAGUGAGAGAAAGUUUUGUUUGUGGUGCCUGUGGUCAGCUUGGGCACAUGCGUACCAACAAGAACUGCCCGAAAUAUGGAGAAGAACCAGAAUCCUCAGAACUAGAAAGUAUUUCUGCUAAACCUAGUCAUUCAGACAUUGCAACUCGGUUUCAAGCAAAAACAGCAGGCAAAAAGAUGACUUUCAAAGUCAGUGAGGGAGAUGCACCAGAAACCAUGGAGAAAGGUGGACUAAAGAUGCAAGGAAAAGUAAUUCCAGUAAAGUUCAAGUGUGGCCCUAGCGACAAGCCAUCAGGGAAAAACUUAGCCGAGGCUAAUUCUUUUAAGAAACAAAGAACAGAAGUGCAUGCUGAGACUAAAUCAUCAUUGAAGAUCAAUAAGAUAAUAAUAUCUAAUAAAGUAAAGGCUGAGGAUGCUCAUCAGGAAAAGCUGAGGCCUUCUGUAGUAAUACGGCCGCCUGUUGACACAGAGAAUGAUCCGCCUCGAAAGAAAAUAAUUAUUAAACAGCCAAAAGUCACAACUGCAGAGCCCUCCAAACAUGAAUUUGAUACUGAAAUGGAUUAUGAUUUUAGAAAGACCAAAAAAAUUGCUGAAUUAUCAAGUUUUGAUAGACAAAGAAGGCCAGAGAAUCAAUGGUUUGCUGAAGAGACAAGUAAGAGAUAUCAAAGUUUCGGCAAGAGAUCAUUGGAGGAGGUAGAUAAAAGGAGAAGUAAAGAGAACAUAAUAGAAGAAAAAUCUAGGAGGCGAAUAGAGGAGGAAAUAGCACAUGAAGAGCGCCAGCGACGGCUGGAGUCUAGAAGGUAUGAAGAGGAAAUUAGAAUGGAGGAAUUAAGGAAGGCAAAGAAGAAGAAGAAGAAGAAAAAGGCAAAACCAGAUUUUAGAGAUGAAUAUUUAUUGGAGUCUCGGCCAUACAAAAAUGAUAGAAGGAUGCCUGAAAGGGAUCGAGCAGCAAAAAGGAGGGCUAUUGUAGAAUCAGGACAGAUGGAGUAUGUGCCAUUAGCUAAACGCCGUAGAGGAGGAGAGGUGGAACUUGCAAAUAUAUUGGAGAGCAUUGUUGAAAAUCUGAAGGAUAAGAUUGAAGUAUCAUACCUAUUCCUCAAACCCGUUACAAAGAAAGAAGCUCCUGACUAUCUGGAGAUCAUUGAUCAUCCUAUGGACCUAUCCACAAUAAGAGGCAAGGUUAGAAACUUGGAGUACAAAUCCAGGGAGGAUUUCAGGCAUGAUGUGUGGCAAAUAACUUUCAAUGCACACCUGUACAAUGAGGGACGAAACCCAACCAUUCCUCCACUGGCCGAUGACCUUCUAGAGUUGUGUGACGACUUGUUGCUUCAAAGACACGAGGAAUUAAGUGAGGCCGAAGAGGCAUUGUAGAUCAGGAAUGCAGAAGAAGAUUCGUUCUGUAAUUUCAAUAACCAAAAGUUUAGUCUAGUUUAGUCGCAUGUAAUUUAGCUAGUCCUUUAAUUAUAAGUUGCUCCUUGAUCAGAUGAUGGGGGCAUUGUUUUGUUUAUUUGGUGUACAAAGUCGUCCAAGUCAUCAUCAUGUAACCCAUGAAAAGAGAGCAUUUGUAACAUUAGAAUUGUUGAAUGGAUAAGGGGAAAAAAAACUUCUUUAA
Molecule: messenger RNA, 6360 nt
Organism: Zingiber officinale
Lineage: Eukaryota; Viridiplantae; Streptophyta; Magnoliopsida; Zingiberales; Zingiberaceae
Product: transcription initiation factor TFIID subunit 1-like
Exons: 21
Coding region: 393-6119 (1908 amino acids)
Biological process (GO): RNA polymerase II preinitiation complex assembly; transcription by RNA polymerase II
Cellular component (GO): transcription factor TFIID complex
Molecular function (GO): RNA polymerase II general transcription initiation factor activity; RNA polymerase II general transcription initiation factor binding; histone acetyltransferase activity
Source: RefSeq, a predicted model, not a curated record